AUGGCCACCAAGGGCGACCACGAGAAACCAGAGACGGUGGACAACGAACACCAACCGACUAUUAAAAAAGUGCGGCUAGAUGAAGACGCUAAUGUGGCGGAGGAUGUCAAGAAAGUUAAAAUCGACGAAGACGCCAUACCACAGCCAGAAAUUGGGAGUCAUGAGGACGCAGUUCAAAAGAUGUCGUCACCUGUGACGAAGCAGGAUGCAGGUAGUAACACGAACGAAAAGGUGCCGAAGGAGGUCAAGCCAAACACCAAUGGGAGUGCUUUUGGUGGAUUUAGUGCAUUUUGUGGUAAAAAUGCAUUUGCGGCAUAUACAACGCCUGCAAAUACGAAUGGGUUUUGCACGAAACCUUCGUCUACGAACGAGCCUAGUUUUGCAAAAUUUACAGCUGAGACAUCGACUGCUGAUGAUACUUCAACACAGUCAAUCACAAGCAUUGCCAGUUCAAGUCAAUCUGGGGGAUUUGCGUCGUUUCAGGGCAAGUCUCCUGUAACAUUUGCGUCGUUUGCUACAGCACAAUCGUCGCCAGAUGAUUUUGGUGCUAAAGCCUCAUCAGCACUGGCAACAGACUUUUUGGAUUCAGACGUGGCUCAAAAAGUGGAGCCAGUAGUCCCAGCAUUAACAGAAGCUGAAUUGGCAAAUGGGGAAGAGGGGGAACACAUUUUGGUCGAGAAACGUGCAAAGCUAUUUAAAUUAGUAGAGAAGGACUACACAGAAGUCGGAAUUGGCCCUUUGCGGGUUUUGAGCGCCAAAGACUCUGCGGUUGAUAAAGUAACUGCGCGAGUGGUAAUGCGACGUGAGUCAUAUCCUCAUGGACCUGGUACCAAAUUGCUACUGAAUGCCAGUUUGGGCUCGUGCUUACUAUGUGAGAAGAAGACAGAGAAGACAAUGCAGUUGACUGUUUUGGAGGCAAAUGAGGACUCGAGAGAGGACAACGAGUUUACACCCGUGACGUAUUUGUUGCGUUAUGGUAGUCCGGAGGAUCUGGACAUGAUGAUGAUGCGGUUCCAAGCGCACAUGCAUUUGUCAACAAGUGUCACUUCGUCCAGUUAA
This is a messenger RNA of Plasmopara halstedii, 1059 nucleotides long. Its product is annotated as ran-binding protein. NCBI's taxonomy places the organism in Eukaryota, Oomycota, Peronosporomycetes, Peronosporales, Peronosporaceae. The coding region runs from base 1 to 1059 and encodes 352 amino acids. The record is from RefSeq and is a predicted model, not a curated record. Gene Ontology annotation, molecular function: GTPase activator activity. Gene Ontology annotation, biological process: intracellular transport. The transcript has 5 exons. Gene Ontology annotation, cellular component: cytoplasm; nuclear pore.